AUGGGUGGCAUGAUGGUACACGAGGACGGCGUAUCGCUAGCCUUCAGCGAAUUGCGAAAGGAAUCAAAAGAUAUUCACAACCGGAUCCACUCCGUAGCAGAGGACGCCGCUUUCGUCGACCAAGUCCAUCGAUCUUACCCAAGAAUCCCCCUUAUCCCCAACAUGCGAUGCGGAGCAUGGUACACAGACCCCGGGACCGCGUCAAACGAACGCGCCUAUUUCAAGUCCACCGAUGGACACACUGGAAAUUGGAGCUUCAACCUUCGAAGACCAAAUCUCCACAUACUGCCUCUGAUUUGCGCGCACGCAGGAUUGCUCUUGGUAGAUUCCACGAGAGCAGGCAAACGCGUGCCAGACGCGCUAUCCAAAACCGUUCCUAUCUGGUGUGCAGUCAUAAACCGAGCCGUCCUUAAAACCACGCCCGACAUGAAUACGGAUGCCUGGAAUACGAAGCUGUAUACCCCACCUGGUGUCGUCAGCGCACAAGAGCAUGAUCAGAUCGAGCAGAAGUUGGAUGGAUGGGCGGAUGAUCUUGCUGCUUCGUUCUACGUACUCCCAAAAAUUCAAUACCCCCUCCGCCCGAUCUGGAUAUCGCCCAGCACCACCGUGUUCCCUAAAUUCCCUGAUACCGAUGCUGAGCGGCGGUUCUACCCUGUCAUCUGCAUAUCAGCUUCGAAGCAGGUUUUGGAUGGCAUGGAGAGACGCGUCACGGGCUUUGCGUAUAUCCAGGGAUCGGGGGACGAUCAUGAGUUGUGGAGUAUGGGACUCACGCCCGCCCAAUUCUGGAAACACAAGGCAACUCUCCUCCACGCAAACCGAAACGAACUACCAACCCUUGUUCAAACUCUCACAUCAUCCACAAACACACUCGACGCACGCACUAACUCGAACGCGUCCUUCCAUCCCACACCCAUCCACCACGUCCACGGCCGACUCUCGAUAUGCACCACUCACGACAUCCGCUCCUCUAUUGAUGCCGAGCUUGCGGUGGUCUAUCUAUCCAGCACCGAUCAGGCACCCCCCGCUUUCAAAGACCGCCCAUGCGUCCUAUGCAUUCAAAUACCCCAAGGCAAAAAAGGCCAGCAUCACUUCCUACACUCCGUCCUCCCCCAAGCCAUCCCCUUCAUCCUGCUCCACCUCCAAAACGCACGCCGCAUAUGCAUAGCAUGCGAAACAGGCACUGACACAAGCAUCGGCGUCGCCCUAGCAGCUCUCACAAAGUUCUUUGACGAAUCAGGAGAAUUCUGCGGUGAGUAUAAAGGUGAAAAUGUUCUCAGUACGUCGUGCCAACUAUACCAGAAAAAAAAAAUUGUUCCCUGA
Molecule: messenger RNA, 1320 nt
Organism: Suillus clintonianus
Lineage: Eukaryota; Fungi; Basidiomycota; Agaricomycetes; Boletales; Suillaceae
Product: tRNA A64-2'-O-ribosylphosphate transferase
Exons: 6
Coding region: 1-1320 (439 amino acids)
Biological process (GO): charged-tRNA amino acid modification
Cellular component (GO): cytoplasm
Molecular function (GO): tRNA adenosine(64)-2'-O-ribosylphosphate transferase activity
Source: RefSeq, a predicted model, not a curated record